UUGCCACUGACAGAGACUCCAUCCACGCUGACUGAUGCUCAAGAACCCCUGAUUGCGCAUUUACAUUUCGCAGGUUUUACGCUCAUACAAAAUGAGGGCCUUUAUUUCGACAGUGUUGUGGGUAAUAUCACUACCCUGCUUGGAAGCUAUCCACGGAUUAUACAAUUUCGGCCAGCAUGAUUUAUUCUACAAAAAGAACAACUGCAAGGCGAUUCCUGCAAACCUCCUGCUGUGCCACGAUAUAGAGUACACAGAGAUGCGCCUCCCGAACCUGCUCGGACACGAAACCAUGAAUGAAGUUCUGCAGCAAGCUUCGUCUUGGAUCCCGCUGAUUCAGAAGCAAUGUCACCCCGACACAAGGAAGUUCCUCUGCUCCCUGUUCGCGCCCGUGUGUCUGGAUGACCUGGACGAGCCCAUCCAGCCGUGCAGGUCUCUGUGCGAGAGCGUCAGGAACGGCUGCGCGCCCGUUAUGUCCGCGUUCGGCUUCCCUUGGCCAAAGAUGUUGGAAUGCGAGCGCUUCCCACUGGACAAUGACCUGUGCAUCCCGCCUGCUGGGGCCGAGAACCUCGUGCCAGCCACUAAAGAAGUGCCAAGAGUGUGCGAUGCUUGCAAGGAAACAGAUGAAAAUGACAACGAAAUUGUGGACAACCUGUGCAAGAAUGACUUUGCUCUAAAGAUCAAGGUUAAAGAGAUCUCCUACAUCAACGGUGACACCAAGAUAGUGCCGGAGAACAAGAGCAAGACCAUCUACAAGCUGAAUGGGGUGACGGAGCGAGACCUGAAGAAGACUGUGCUGUGGCUGAAGGACGGCCUGCAGUGCAUCUGUGAGGAGAUGAACGACAUCCACGCUGCCUACCUGGUCAUGGGCCAGAAGCUGGACGGCCAUCUGGUCAUCACCUCUCUGAAGCGCUGGCAGAAGGGACAGCGAGAGUUUAAGAGGAUUUCCCGCAGCAUCCGCAAGCUACAGUGCUAAGAAGGAAGAAACUGCAUGUGUCACUGUUGAAGAAAUGGUUUGGUUGAGCUCUUUUCUAAUUAUCUCUCUCCAGGUCUCACAAAAGUAGCUAUUAUGGUUCAUAGAUUCCUAUUUAGAGUCUAGCAUGGACAUUGGACAUAGAAACAAACCAUUGUCUGUGUUUCACAUUGGUUUAUAGUUUUAAAUGCUCAAUAUCUAAGCAAUUUAUAGCAUAUCUGCUGGCUAAACUCUAUAAUUAUAAUUCCUAUAAAUGUAAUGUUCUGAAAGGUUUAAUUCCCAUAUACACUCAAACUAAAUUCAUCAAAAAGGCCUCAAUAUUUUUGAAAAGCACACAUGGCUAAAUUCCACAGCCAUGACUUUUGACACAAUUAUAUCUAGUACACACUAUUACAGUGAGUAGGUAUGAAGUCCCUAACCCUAACCCUAACUUGUAUAAAUGUAAGGUUUUUGUUUUCCUCCAAUGACUCCCAUUCAUUUUGCGCAUAUUAGGCGCCCCUUAGUGGCCAUUUUUAAAGUGCUGUGUGUUUUCAUGGGGAGCUGAAUUUGCUGUCACCUCAUUAUUACACUCAGCUGAUGUGCAAGGUGUAAUACAAUCACUAAUUACACGGUUAGAGAGGAAGCUAGCAGCGCUUUAAAUCCAGGAUUAAAAUGAUGGACUCACAGGCAGAUGUGUCUUACUGGUAAAUCCUACAAGAGGGGUGAGUUUAGAAAAUGAUAAUACAACUUUUUUGUUCAUGGGGCAUUCCUCCAACAAGGGUUGAAUCAUUAGCAGUCCUCUGCUUAGGAACAUUCAAAACACCUUAAAGGUAAACAAAAUACACACAAUCACAAAGGUCAAGAAACAGUAACCCAUGGUAAAUUAAAGUGAACUCUGGUAAGAUGUUUGGGGGAACUGAAUUGUUCCUACAAAAACGUUAUUCGCAUCUAUUUUGCAACUAUUGUCUAUCAUAGUUCUACAAAAACAAAACUGAUUGAUAUUGUUUGUGGCAUAUUGAGUGAAGUUGGAUCCCUGUGUGCGUAGUGUGAUGUUCAAAGACAAACAAUAACGUGUAUGCUUUUGUAUGACCGUUUUCUCAAGCAAAAAUGAGAGAUAGCUGGCUAUAUUCUCUUCCUGUUCAACAUUUUAAUACUCUUGGUUAUCUUUUUGUACUUGAGCUACUGCAUAGUUUUCUACAAUCGUAUGACAAAACAAAUAUUUUUCUAUUUCAGACUUUCAUAUUUCAUUUAAACUAUUAUGUCGGAUUGCAUCUUCAUCCUGUUGUUUGGUGAGUGACACAAGUUGGUUUAUAUGUACUAUUAGAGGAUGUUUUUGGUUGGUAGUGUUGAUUUGAUGAGAAGUUACUUGUUAGGCACUAAUAAUCAAGUGGUUGUGUGUGUGUAUAUGCAAUGUAAAGUAUUUUCCAAAAGUAUUACUGUGUAAAUAUCAAAUACUUCCUUUUAUUCUUGUGUAAAGUUUUUAGCAAUUAAAAGCUGCCUACAUGUUU
This is a messenger RNA of Notothenia coriiceps (black rockcod), 2457 nucleotides long. It is a transcript of the gene sfrp2, whose product is annotated as secreted frizzled-related protein 2. Gene Ontology annotation, molecular function: Wnt-protein binding. Gene Ontology annotation, biological process: non-canonical Wnt signaling pathway; canonical Wnt signaling pathway. Bases 92 to 973 code for a protein of 293 amino acids. The record is from RefSeq and is a predicted model, not a curated record. NCBI's taxonomy places the organism in Eukaryota, Metazoa, Chordata, Actinopteri, Perciformes, Nototheniidae. The transcript has 3 exons.